AUGGACGACAGGAACAUGGAUUCCAGCAGCUCUACAAUCACUGAUGUCGCAACGAAGCAUCCCAAAAGUAUAAUACACAUUGAUAUUGACUGUUUCUAUGCUCAAGUAGAAAUGUUACGGAAACCAGAAUUACGCUCAGAACCCCUUGGGAUCCAACAGAAAAAUAUCGUCGUAACCAGUAAUUAUGAAGCCAGAAAAUGCGGUAUCAAAAAAUGUAUGCUCGUCAGUGAAGCCCUAAAAAGUUGUCCUAAUCUUAAGUUAGUGAAUGGUGAAGAUUUACAUGAUUACAGAGCUUCUUCUAACAAAAUUUUUACACUAUUGCAACACUGGAAGAGUCCUGUAGAGAAAUUGGGAAUGGAUGAGAAUUUUAUAGAUGUCACAAAUUUGAUUCAAGAGAAAAUAAAAAGUACAAAUUUAAGCAACAUUAAAUUCACAGGUCAUUUAUACCGUGAACCAGAAACGGAAUGUCCUUGUGGAUGUCACACAAGACUGAAAAUAGCAUCACAAUUAGCUAGUGAAAUACGUCAAAAAAUAUUUGAUGAAUUAGGUUUUACUACUUGCGCAGGCAUCGCACACAAUAAAUUACUAGCUAAGCUUAUAUGUCCUUUACACAAACCCAAUGAGCAGACCCUGAUAUAUCCUGAGCAUGGGGAAGAAUUCAUGUCCACCUUUCAGAGUGUUCGUGCUAUUCCAAGUAUAGGCUCCAAGACCACAGAAACUCUUAUAUCACAAAAUAUCAUUUCAGUAAGUGACUUACAGCAAGUAGCAGUCGAUGUUCUAAAAAAGCACUUCAGUAGUGAUAUGGCUGUUAGAUUAAAGAACUUAUGUUUCGGUGAAGAUAAUACUCCAGUAAAACAAACUGGCAGACCACAGAGUAUAGGCCUUGAAGACAGUUUUAAAACAGUAAGCGUAAGAAGCGAAGUUGAAGAAAAGUUUUCAGCACUAUUACAAAGAUUGUUGAUGUUAGUUCGAGAGGAUGGCCGAAUUCCUGUUUCAUUAAGAGUUACAUUAAGAAAGAAAGAUGUCAAGAGGCUUAGUAGUCACAGAGAAUCGAGGCAAUGUCAGAUCUCAUCAUCAAUUUUUACAGUGAACGGUGGUGUAAUAACAAUUACAGAGGCUGGACAGCAGAAAUUGAUGACUAUAAUAAUGAGAUUAUUUAAUAAACUUAUUGACUUAUCUAAACCAUUCCAUUUGACAUUAGUUGGGUUGGCCUUUACAAAGUUUCAAGAGAGGAUGACUGGAAGAAGUUCAAUUGUUAAUUACCUCAUGAAUGACUUAUCUGUACAGUCAGUUCUUAAUAUUCAGAAUGAUUGUGAUACAUCUGCUUCCUCCAUGGACUAUUCAGCUGUGUCACCAAGCAGUAGCACCACUACAGAUCUCUCUGAUGGAGAAGUAGAACCCUCUCCAAAAAAACCUAAAAAAGUUAAUUGGAUAGCGAAAAGACGAUGUUUAUCGAGAGAAGAUGUCGCAUCGCCCAGUAAACUGAAAGUGGGGGAGUUAAGAUUAAAUUCAAAGGAACUUGAGAAAGUGUCCGAAUUAAGACUGAACUCGCGGGAUCGCUCGUUAACACCUCGAGCUAGUCCUGCAAAGGAUAACAUGUCAGAUACAUCUGACAACAUGAAGGACAUAGCGGAAGGUGGCAAUUGUGAUGAAUGUCCGAGUUACGUCGAUAAAGACGUAUUUAAUGCACUGCCCGAAGAAAUGCAGCAAGAGCUGAAGUCCAUGUGGAAGAAUCCAGCCAAUUCAGAACUGCCCAGAACUAGCACUAGGAACAUGAACAAAUCAAAGCCCAACUCAAUAUUGAAGUAUUUCGUUCCACAAAAAUAG
This is a messenger RNA of Leptosia nina, 1827 nucleotides long. NCBI's taxonomy places the organism in Eukaryota, Metazoa, Arthropoda, Insecta, Lepidoptera, Pieridae. The record is from the annotation of a GenBank genome assembly.